This is a messenger RNA of Prunus armeniaca (apricot), 801 nucleotides long. The record is from the annotation of a GenBank genome assembly. NCBI's taxonomy places the organism in Eukaryota, Viridiplantae, Streptophyta, Magnoliopsida, Rosales, Rosaceae.
AUGGUCUUCAUCUUGCCAGAAGAAUUCAGGGCAGUAGAAGGGCAAGAAAACACUCUAGAAGGAGAUUUUUUCUCCCAUGAAAGCUUUAAGUGCAGAUUGGCAGAAGUAGAAGAAGCACCAGAACAGCAAACACAUACUACCAAGACAGGUGGAACUGCCAUGAAAUUGGCUGCAGAACAGCUUUGCUUCUCCAAACCAACCAAAGAUAUAGCCAAUCACCUCAGACCUUUGUUCGUAACAGCAAACUUUGGGGGUAUUCCUAUUCCCAAAGUGAUGGUAGAUGGAGGUGCAGCCAUUAAUUUUUUACCUCACAGAUUGUUGAGCAAGAUGGGAAGAACAGAGAAGGAUCUAAUUCCAACACGUUUGACUGUCACUAACUUUGCUGGGGGCAUCACCAAGACUCAUGGAAUCCUGGAUGUGGAUGUCAUAGUUGGAACCAAAGAAUUAAAGAUUGCAUUCUUUGUGGUAGACAUUACUUCUACCACUUAUAAUGCACUGCUUGGUAGGGACUGGAUUCACCAAAGCUUAUGUGUUCCUUCCACUCUACAUAAACAAUUAGCCCUUUGGAAUGAAGAAGGUUACAUGGAGAUAGUAGAGGUCAACCCACGACCAUUUCUGCCCUUUGCCAUGUGUUUUAAGGCAAGGUAUUAUCAUGAUGACCUUGGCCCUUUCACCUUUCUUGGAGUCAACCAGAACGGCCACCCCCAUGGUGUCACGGCCCAGAGACUCAUUGAAGAUGGUUUAGCCAGUUAUCUAGAGGACUUGAAUAGACCUUUUGUUCUAAACCUCCAAGAACUCUGA